AUGCAAACACCGCACCCAGAUGGAAGGCUCAACCCGCACACCACUAAAGGAGAAUUACCCUCACACAAUGCAAUAAAGGCACACACAUCAACAGAAGAAAACAUGGUGAACUCACACACAUCCAUGCACUCCACAGUUAACCCCAACGUAAUAGACAUAGGACUAUCUAACAGGGAACUUAACCGUGACUUCACAACCCGAGCCAUGACCUUAAACAGCAAACCUGAUCUCAAGAACACCCUGUUGGACUCUCAAUUCCAGGUC
Molecule: messenger RNA, 264 nt
Organism: Pelobates cultripes (western spadefoot toad)
Lineage: Eukaryota; Metazoa; Chordata; Amphibia; Anura; Pelobatidae
Source: the annotation of a GenBank genome assembly